AUGGGAAAGAGGUACCAUUGUGAGUAUUGUGAUAAAACUUUAGUAGCAGCACCAUCGACUAUCAGGACGCACAAUAAUGGAUCAGUACACCAAAAACUCGUAAACGAUCAUUACCAACAGUUCAAAGACCCUGAGACAAUACUAGAAGAAGAAAGCUCAAAGAGACCUUGCACUAGAUAUAUUACAAGCCAGUGUCCUUUCGGCAGCAUAUGUAGAUAUUCACAUUAUACUCCAGAGGAAAUCAAUAAUUUAAAAUAUUAUGUUGCUGAAAAGAAAAAAUUACAAACAAAAAAUCCAGUAUCAUUUGGGGAUAUAUAUGAAAAAUUUAUAGUUGACAAUACCACACAAGUUACCACAAAGGAAAAUGAAAGUGUAAUUUAUGAUUCAAAUGGAUACACACAUAUCUUGCCAUGGGCAUAUAACCCUAUUUUUGACAAUUACAGUGAUUUGCCACCAAGUAUAAAGCGGUUAAAAAUGUCUGAUUUUGACAAUAGCAAUAUUGUGACAUGGGGUUAA
Messenger RNA from Pieris macdunnoughi, 516 nucleotides. The record is from the annotation of a GenBank genome assembly. NCBI's taxonomy places the organism in Eukaryota, Metazoa, Arthropoda, Insecta, Lepidoptera, Pieridae.